CUGGUGUCACGUGACCCGCCAUCACAACAAGGGCUGCCAUGUGUGUUUGUUGACAUAUAAUUAGACAAUGUGACCUAUUGCUGAGAAUCACAUGCAGCGAUCUUUUACUCUUUGAGGAAGGUCUCUUAUUGGAGGCUUCUGAAGAUGCCUAAAGCAGAAGAGGAUCUGCUCUUCUGUGGAGGCAAACUCAUUGUGCUGAAAAUAUUGUUUUAAUGGUUAAUUAAUGUGUUUACCAUUGACAAAGAAAACUGCCAAAUUCACUUGCAGCAAAGUUGAAAUUAUUCCUUUGAAGCAUUGCCAAGGAACUGUUGUACUGUAGUACUGUAUAGUGUUUCAUAUUUUUAGAAAAAGAGUAAAGUAUUUAGUGUACAUAUAUAUUUAUGGAACAUUAGUUGAAAGAAAUUUAAUAUUAUUAUAUGUGACUCCCCCAUUUUGAUACCAUUUAGCAUUUUAAAAACCUCACCUGAAUCACAAACAUGUAAAAAUAAGAUAAUUAUUGUGUCAGCAAACUUUGAUAAGGAAAUGUAUUUGUUUAGUUAACGGAUCAUGAAAUCUGUUGAAAGGAAACAGAAAGUGCUUCAUUUUAACACCCUGUGAAUAACAAAAUGGAGAAUUUGGAUAUGAAUAAUGCACCGGAAAAGUUUGUUAUCAAACAGUUCCUUAACAUGCAUGUAAUUCUGCAUAAUGGUAGUGAGUAUUUUCAGUGUGGGGAUUGUGGUGAAUUAAUUGCAGAAAAAGAUAAUUUGCAGGCACAUAUGCUCUUGCACACUAGUGAGAAAAAGAACGUGUGCAACUCAUGUGGGAAGCAGUUCACACGUAAAAGUGACUUAAGUAGACACCAUCUGAUACACAGCGGUGAGAAGAAAUGUAAGUGUAAUGAAUGUGGAAAGCUGUUUACCCGCACUAGUGAUUUAAACAGACACAUACUAAUGCAUAGUGGUGAAAAGAAGCAUUUAUGUAAUGAGUGUGGCAAACGAUUUACCCGCAAAAGUGACCUCAACAGACACAUUCUUGUACAUAACAGUGAUAAAAGAUGUGAAUGUGAAGAAUGCGGUAAAUUUUUUAGUCAGGAGGAUAGCCUGAAAAUACACAUGCUCGUGCAUACAGAAACAAAGACAUUUCAGUGUGAGGAGUGUGGUGAACUGUUCAGAGAUAGCAGUAGUCUAAAAGUACAUAAGUUUUUGCACACUGGGGAGAAGCCACAUAAGUGCAGCGAGUGUGAAAAACAGUUCACACGUAAAAGCGAUCUAAAUAGACAUUCGCUGGUGCACAGUGGUGAGAAAAAAUUUAAAUGCAAUGAGUGUGAUAAGCAGUUUAUCUUUAAAAAUGAACUUAAUAGCCACAUGCUUGUGCAUUGUGCUGAAAGAGAAUACAAGUGUGAAGAGUGUAGUAAACGUUUCGUUUGUAACUCCAAGUUGAAAAGGCACAUGCUCGUACACACUGGGGAGCGAAACUACAAAUGUGAUUUAUGUGAGAAACGAUUCAAUUGCAAUUCAAAACUCAAGAGACACAUGUUGAUCCACAGUGGAGAGAAGAACUAUAAAUGUGAAGAGUGCGGCAAACGAUUUAGUUGUAAUUCCAAGCUGAAGAGACAUGUGUUUGUGCACAGAGGUGACAAACCUUACAAGGCAAGGGGAAAGAAAUUUUGUGAUAACUUUUCUCCUAACUGUUCAUUCAUAAUGCCAGAAACAGUUAAUGAAGUAUUUGUCAUGCCAGAAACAAUUAAUUCUGAAGUUUUUGUAAAGAAAGAGAAAUUAGAUGACUGUGUAUUUGUGAAUAAAAUGGAGUUUCAUUAGGUAUAGUACCAGUUGCUUGCAAAAAAAAAAAUAAUGGAAAUACUGUACAGUACCGAAUGAGGAUGUUUGAAAAGUAAAGGCAGUUCAGAGAUGAAACACUUGAC
Molecule: messenger RNA, 1900 nt
Organism: Homarus americanus (American lobster)
Lineage: Eukaryota; Metazoa; Arthropoda; Malacostraca; Decapoda; Nephropidae
Product: zinc finger protein 239-like
Exons: 3
Coding region: 606-1796 (396 amino acids)
Source: RefSeq, a predicted model, not a curated record